Messenger RNA from Vespula pensylvanica (western yellowjacket), 2276 nucleotides. It is a transcript of the gene Cdc16, whose product is annotated as cell division cycle protein 16 homolog. The record is from RefSeq and is a predicted model, not a curated record. NCBI's taxonomy places the organism in Eukaryota, Metazoa, Arthropoda, Insecta, Hymenoptera, Vespidae. Gene Ontology annotation, biological process: cell division. Gene Ontology annotation, molecular function: protein binding. The coding region runs from base 259 to 2226 and encodes 655 amino acids. The transcript is spliced from 11 exons.
AAUUUUUAUAAACACUUGUAAGCAUCUCCAAAUAAUCUUGAAAGUAAACUAAUAUUGUAUUAUACUGUGCCUGUUUAACAGCAUUACUUUAACUUCAAGAAAUCUAGUGCAGGACUGUAAUCUGUAAUAUAUAUGUAAUAUCUUAAAGAGAUACUAUUUUCAACAUAAAUAUUUAUUACAAAGUCACUUAACCUAUUCCUACAUCUGUCAUAGGAGUUUUUAUUCAAUUGCUAUAUAAUUUUUAAACACACGUUGAAUAUGGCUUGUCAAGUGGCUAGUGCAAAUUGCGAAAAAAUGCAGAGUUCUAUGGACAACAAAGAUAUAGACUUAAAAAACUGCAGGAAACUUAUUAAAUCAUACAUCGAUUUGCAUUUAUAUAGCGCUGCUUUAUUUUGGGCCGAUAAAGUUGUUUCAUUAAGUAACGAAGAUCCAAAAGAUAUAUGUACUUUAGCUCAUUGUAUGUAUCUUAUGAAGCAAUAUCAUCGGGCUGCACACCUUAUUAGAAGUCGUGGACUUGAAAAGACUUAUGUAAUGUGUCAUUAUUUAGUAGUAAAAAGUCUUUAUGAAGCAAGAGAAUAUAAUGAAGCUCUUCAAGUUAUUAACGAAUCUGAAAUUUGUACAAAUAUAAAUCAAUCAGGAAUUAGUUUUAAUGAUCGUCCUGAUAUCCUUGAAGAUACUCCAAAAAAUGUGCAAAGUGCUAUACUAUAUGUAAAAGGUAAAGUUUAUCAAGCUAUGGAUAAUAGAGCAAUGGCAACAGAUUGUUACAAACAAGCUUUACAUUGUGAUGUUUAUUCAUAUCAAGCAUUUGAAUCUCUUGUACAAAAUCAAAUGCUUUCAGCAACAGAAGAAAGAGAACUUUUGGAAUCUCUUCCUUUUGGAGAACAAUGCACAGAAGCUGAAGCUGAGCUAUUACGUUUAUUAUAUGAAAGUAAACUAAAAAAAUAUCAGGAACCAUACAAAAAACAAUCAUUGGCCACUUGCAGUGUGAUGGGAGUCCCUGUUAUUGAUAGAUUGUCCGAUAAUUUAGAUUUAGAAGUGUCUGAAGCUGAAAGACUAUAUUAUAAUUGUGAUUAUCAUAAAUGUUUUUCACUUACAGAAAGAAUUUUAAACAAGGAUCCAUAUCAUACCGCAUGUCUGCCAGUACACAUUGCCUGCUUAGUUGAAUUAAAAAAAACCAAUGCAUUAUUUUAUUUGGCACACAAAUUGGUUGAUCUAUAUCCAGAUAUGGCUUUAGCAUGGUUUGCUGUAGGAUGUUAUUAUUAUAGCAUAGGUAAAAGUGAUCCAGCCAGAAGAUAUUUAGUAAAAGCUACCACAUUAAAUAGUUUAUUUGCACCAACUUGGUUAGUGUAUGGACAUUCAUUUGCAGUAGAAAAUGAACAUGAUCAAGCAAUGGCUGCUUAUUUCAACGCAUCACAAUUAAUGAAAGGUUGUCAUCUUCCACUUUUAUACAUAGGACUGGAAUGUGGAUUAACAAAUAAUCUUAAACUGGCUGACAAGUUUUUUCAACAGGCUCAAGAAAUAGCACCAAAUGAUCCAUUUGUUAUACAUGAAAUGGGAGUAAUAUCUUUCUAUAAUAUGGAUUACAAAACUGCAGAAAGGCAAUUUAAAGAAGCUAUGAGAAGAGUUCAAUGUGGACUUAAAGAUGUAAUUUUACCUAGUAAGUGGGAAGCCCUCUUGAAUAACUUAGGUCACACAUGUAGAAAAAUGAAGAAAUAUGAAGAAGCUUUAAAUUAUCACCAACAGGCAUUAGUAUUAAACCCCCUAAAUCCAUCAACAUAUUCAGCUAUGGGUUUUAUUAAUGCUUUAAUGGGAAAUAUACAAGAAGCAGUUGAUGCUUUUCAUAGAGCUUUAGGACUUAGAAGAGAUGAUACGUUUACAACUACUAUGCUAACCUAUGUUAUGGAACAACUUAUUGAUGAAGCUCCACCAUACCCUGAUGCACCUAUUGAUAUUCCAAAAUAUACGAAUCCUGAUUCUAGAGUAGAACCGGAAAUAAUAGAAUCUGCAAAAACUUCUAGUAGCACAGUUAAUUCACAGGAUCAAGACAUUGGCAAAUUAAGAGUAAAUUUAUUUUCUGGAUGGGGUGAAGAUUCUAGUAAAGUAGAAACGAAUACAUCUAAUAGAAUUACAGACUCCAGAGAUGCUGUUGUAAACUAUUCAACCGGUGAUAUGAGUUCUGAAGUUGAAAUGUUAGAUUCAUCAACAGCUCAUAUAGAAUAUAAUUAAAUAUCUGUGGUAUAUGUCUUAUAAAGUAAAUAAAUUUAUUAUGUAAUAAA